Molecule: messenger RNA, 2199 nt
Organism: Histoplasma capsulatum G186AR
Lineage: Eukaryota; Fungi; Ascomycota; Eurotiomycetes; Onygenales; Ajellomycetaceae
Exons: 1
Coding region: 1-2199 (732 amino acids)
Source: RefSeq, a predicted model, not a curated record
AUGCCGUCCGACCUCGUAAUCCAAGACUCAGACGAGUCAGACGCUGAAUUGAGCGAUAUCGCUACAUCUAUUGACCCCCUUCAAGACAACAAAACCACCGCCAAGUCUGUCGUUAUCCUAAGGGAUUUUCUUCCCCCUGAUCAGCACGCACAAUAUCCCCGUAAUGGCGAUAAUGGUGAUAAUAAUCAGCUGGCAGAGGAAACCAUCAAUGGGAUAGGGAGCGGCGCUGAUCUUCACCUAAAUACCCACGGUGCGCCAAGCUUCGAUCCCACUAUCAGCGUCAACUUCGAUCAAUUCCUCACGUCACAAUCACAGGAUCAGACGGCUACAGGCUCCGUUUCGUUGUCCCAACAACGGAGGGAGAGGGCGUGGCUGGGGGAAGAGGACGGGGACGGUGCAUAUCCUAUGGUGAUGAAGUCCCCCAGGAAAAGUAUCUUGAAAAGGGGCAGGACGAUGGAUGCUGGUAAUACAGAGGUGGAUGAUAUUGUUGUAAGGGAAAAGAAUACUAAGAGGAGACGGACCAUGAGUGUGUCCGAGGCAUUUCAGGGCGCUGUGGUGAAACGUGUGGGCAUUGCUGGUUCGCGAGAGCAAGGUGAGGGUAGCUAUGGUGCCAGCGAGGAAUGGUCGACUGAGCGAAUGAUUGCCACAGAAUCCUGUCUAUCCCCAACAAAGGAAGAUGGAGGUGGCACUUGCGAAGAAGAUGUGCCGAUUGAAGAUCCGGUUACGCCUGAAAACCAUUCCUUUACAGCUGAAACCAUACCAGCGCCUCUAGCCACUGGAUCAGAAGCCCACUCUCAAAAACAACCGAUCGUGCGAUCAAAGUCCACGCAAGGAUUUGACGAUACUUCUUACGAUACUGAAUUAAUGUCUUCCGUAGCCCUCGCACGACCACACAGGACAAUGUCGUCAUCUUUCAUAAGCCAUCCGCCACAAUCAUCAACAGAAAGCGCUUGCGAUGAGCUUGCCCUACCUCCCGUCGUUCAAGUUGCGAUAACCAAUAUGAGACCGACAGCGAUGUCAGAGAAGAAGCAGUCAGUUGCAGAGUAUGCUGGGAUGGAGAGUGAUCAGGAUGAGUUGGACUGUAUCGAUUUUGGUGGUAUCCCGAAAGAACGCUACAAACCGCGGCCGAGUAGGUCGAGGAGUAAAGCCGUGAUUGAUUCUGGUAUGGGUGGAGACGGGAUAAGUGUUGGUGGCGAUCCUUACGUUGAAGUUAUGGUGCCGCGUGAGAAUUUCCCAGUCGCACAAUCAUGUCCAUCACGCGAAGCCAGAGACUCAAUUGUUGCAGAAACAACGAAAACUCCAGAAAGAUAUUCGUUAAAUGCCAUGACUCAGGAUGUCCCUCUGGAAGCAUCUAAACGACCACUCAAAUCAGCGAAGAAGAAGGUUAAGCGGGGAAAGACCACUUCAGCGAUGUUGAAGAGGGCUCUAGAAUCGGAUGUCGAAGAUGAUGUGAUAUGGAUGGAUGAGAAGCCAGCAAAUGUUACAUUCAAGCAUAAGGAGAACGAUUCAUUAUCAAAGAGUCGGAAAGCUGAACGCGGUGAGGAUAGCAAGGGAAAGCCCCUUGGCAACAAGAUCGAGAGUAUCCAGGAAGAAAUUCCUCCUGAAGAAAAAGUGGUGGACGACAAGGUCCAGCAGAUUCCGCUUGACCCUACUGCUGCUGUUGCUGCUGCUACUGCCACUGUGUCUGCGUCUGAGCCCAAAAAACGCGGUCGAAAGCGGAAGAAGACAUCAGACAGCCUAACUAUGGAGUCUCAACUACCCCUCGCGGAGACCGAACAAUCGACCUAUGGAAAGAAAUCCAUACCACCUCUUGCAGAGCAGGAUCAGAAUAUUCCUACGUUGAAAAAGGCCCAGGGGGAAAAAGACUCCAAACCGGAUACCACGACAGAUGCCGGCGCCGCAGAAGAAGCCGAUCAAGUAGGACAGCUUAACGAGCAAGAGCAAAUGAAACCGAUGACACCCGGCCCUACAUGUGCGCCUCAUUCCCCCUCCCCUCAGUCUCAAUUACAGCCACAGUCGCAAUCGUCAAUAACGACCCCAGCGCCCCAGCCAGCCAAAACACCCCAAAAGACCCCCAUGUCAGUACAAAGGGGCCCAGACAAACACAGUCCCAUCAUGAUAAACAAGAAGGCAUCAUACCGCGUCGGCCUGAGCCGCACAGCGAAGAUCGCACCGUUGCUGAAGGUGGUUAGAAAAUAG